Molecule: messenger RNA, 1392 nt
Organism: Lodderomyces parapsilosis
Lineage: Eukaryota; Fungi; Ascomycota; Pichiomycetes; Serinales; Debaryomycetaceae
Product: putative lipoate--protein ligase
Exons: 1
Coding region: 1-1392 (463 amino acids)
Biological process (GO): protein lipoylation
Cellular component (GO): cytoplasm; mitochondrion
Molecular function (GO): lipoyltransferase activity
Source: RefSeq, a predicted model, not a curated record
AUGAUAAGCUGUUUGCAAAUUGCUACUCGAGGAUCCAUUACUCGACUACUGGGACGAAGCAGACAGUUCAAGUGCUACGUGUCCAGUAUCAACUCCCCAUUUCAGGAUGACUUGUCUGAGAUUGAUUUAGAUGAUUUUGGUCUCGGUGAUUUCCAUCACUACAAAGAAUCGCCAGAAGUAGCCAAGUACAAGAGAGAAAAGAUGAAAGAUUUAUUACAUGAAGAAUCAUUUACAGUGCCAACUAGUGAGAAACACGGCCAAUUGGAAUCACUAACAGGAAAGAACGAACCAGCAGUAUUUAUUUCAAAACUCAACGAUCCAUACUUGAACUUGGCCAUUGAAGACUAUAUUUACAACAGAAUCCCUAUGAGCAAAACUGCUUUAUUCAAAGCACAUAGACUAAUGUUUUACACAAACUCAUCAUGCGUAGUAGUUGGCAAGAACCAAAAUCCAUGGAAAGAGGUGAAUCUACCGAAGAUGAAGCAAUAUGGAAUUCCUUUGAUUAGGAGAAAAUCAGGUGGGGGUACUGUGGUUCACGAUUUGGGCAAUGUCAAUUAUUCCUUUAUGAGCACAAAGCAAGAAUUUGAUCGGUUUAAAUUUGUCAAUUUGAUUGUAGAAGCAAUUAAUAAAUCAAAUGUUUCUUCGACGAGGAUCAAAGUGAAUCAUCGUGGUGAUAUAGUGACUCAAGAUGGGGAACAAGAGUUGAAAAUUAGUGGUUCAGCUUAUAAGUUAUCACGAGGAAAGUCGUAUCACCACGGAACAAUGUUACUAAAUCUGGAUUUGGAUAGAUUGAGACAUGUUUUGCAUAGAGAUGUUGCCGAAUUGGGUACUAUUGACACAAGUAAAUCUAUCGACUCAGUCAAGGCAAAAGUCACUAAUUUGCAAAUACCAAAAGAGACCUUUGUUGACCUAGUUUCGAAUGGAUUCAAAUUUGAAUAUGGCAUUUCAGAUGAAUCAUCAACGAAAUUGGACAAUGAGAAUGAUCCCAAUAAGGAGUUUAAUGACAUGAUGGGGUUAACUGACUUUGCCCAUGCUGCCAAGUCAACUAAUGUCUGUCUAAUUGAUGAAGUGAACGAAUUGCCUAAGGAGGUCUUUACCAUUGCUGAUGAGUUGAAAACGUGGGAGUGGAAAUUUGGUCGCACCCCUACAUUUACUCACACUCUUGAAAACCCACAAUUAGGUAUCUGUGUUAAAUUCACGGUGAAUAAGGGAGUAAUUGAGACUGUUGAAUUGAGUGGAGAGUAUCUACGUGGUGAUUCCGAGUUUUUGAAACAGUUGAAUGAAAAAUUAUGUGGUUUACAUUAUAGAGGUGACUUGAUUGAACAGUCAUUACGCGGUGGUGUGGUCCAAGAUUUGGGCACAUGGUUACACAAAUCCAUCGAUGGUGUAUAA